Messenger RNA from Fusarium fujikuroi IMI 58289, 852 nucleotides. RefSeq lists its product as uncharacterized. NCBI's taxonomy places the organism in Eukaryota, Fungi, Ascomycota, Sordariomycetes, Hypocreales, Nectriaceae. Bases 1 to 852 code for a protein of 283 amino acids. The record is from RefSeq and is a predicted model, not a curated record. The transcript has a single exon.
AUGCCACAGACAGACAUGUAUUCUUCAUUAUUGAAUACGGGAUCACCCGUUGUUGUUGUGUUACACUUAAUCCCACCACAACUUCGAGUACUAGCUUUUCUACUACCCCUGCGGUUAUUCAGACCUAUUCUCAAGUUAACAGCUAGCCCGCCAUCAUUCAAUCGACGGCCGUCAGGUCCAUUUUUGGACGGUCUUGCGGUGGAGCUAAAAGAGCAAAUCAUUCGUUUAGUAGACCCGAUCGGGUUGAUCUCGCUACGUCAAACGAACCUCCACUUCCGCAGCAUCAUCGAACCCCAGAGGCAACAGUCCAUCGAGCGUCUGCUGGCUCUUGAGUGCCUUCCGAGGUAUGGAGGCUCCCUUCUACCCUUCACGAAAUGCCACGGCAAACCCCUCUGGAGCGACCCCGACCUCUUGGCGACGCAGACGCGGUCGCGAUGGGCCUGUACUGGUUGCAAGAGGCUUCUCCCUUAUUACCAUUUUCAAUACAAAUUCUUGGCCGAGGUGAUUUGGCGAAAGCCCCCGCCUGGGUCCCCUGCCACCAAGAUCAUUACUUCUUGGGAGCCUGGGCUUGGACGCAUCGCGAGGGUUGUAACACCGCUAACGCCACUCCCAGCCGACGGCGGCAGAAGCAUACAAGAUCGCUAUAACCUCAUUGUUGGGGAUAUUCUAGCCAUAAGUCCUAACGAGCUGUUCAAUCAGAUCCGAAACCACAACCUGAAUCACUUUGAGGGAAUGCACUACGGCGACUUUUUGGGACGAAUCACGUAUAACCCGAACAACAUACGUGAGCUACUUUUGUGGAAUUUGAUCUCAAUGCAGAACAGCGAGUUCGGCAGUAGCCGACACCAUUGA